Messenger RNA from Boleophthalmus pectinirostris (great blue-spotted mudskipper), 620 nucleotides. Its product is annotated as phospholipid-transporting ATPase VA-like. The coding region runs from base 121 to 567 and encodes 148 amino acids. The record is from RefSeq and is a predicted model, not a curated record. Gene Ontology annotation, cellular component: plasma membrane. Gene Ontology annotation, biological process: phospholipid translocation. Gene Ontology annotation, molecular function: ATPase-coupled intramembrane lipid carrier activity. The transcript has a single exon. Lineage: Eukaryota; Metazoa; Chordata; Actinopteri; Gobiiformes; Gobiidae.
CCUUGAGAUUAUUUAUUAGAGGUGCGGUGGUUCAGGGAGGGGCUUACGUCCAGUCUCCACUUUCCCAGUCGUUCAUUUUGCUUUAGUAUGUUCACUGGACUUUGAAAUGACGGCUGGAAUAUGCGCGAGGAAAGCUGGCAUACUGGACUAAUGUGUAAACUGAGGCAUGGACUUGGACUUGAGCAGCACCGGAGAAAAAGAACCGUGGUGUCUUCUUGUUGUCAUGACGAUGAUCAGCUGACGCUCCUCCUCAAGACGUACCCGAACAACAGGAUACGCACCACCAAGUACACGCUGUUGUCCUUUAUACCCAGGAACCUUUUCGAGCAGCUUCAUCGCGUCGCCAAUAUCUAUUUCAUCUUUUUGGCUGCUCUCAACUUUGUUCCUGUUGUGGAGGCGUUUGAGCCAGAGGUAGCACUGAUCCCCAUUAUUCUGGUGCUCCUAGUGACGGCUCUGAAGGACUUCUGGGAGGACCUGCGCAGGUUUAGGUCUGAUCGUGAGGUGAACAGGCUCAAGUGCAGGGUUUAUUGCAGGUACGCUGACCUGGCACGUGAAAGGUCAUGCUGAUAAACACACGUGCAUAGAUCUUUAUUGUGAUGUAACUACAUGUAUUUUAAUGU